Prorocentrum cordatum is the source of this 1520-nucleotide messenger RNA. Lineage: Eukaryota; Dinophyceae; Prorocentrales; Prorocentraceae. The record is from the annotation of a GenBank genome assembly.
GUCGUCAAGUGCGGCGUCGAAGCCAGCUGUACGCACGGCGUGUGCGUGACCGGCGCCACCAACCAGGAGUUGGAUUCGCUGCGCAGCAUUGCCUUCGACGCGACGGAACCCAGAGCCGGCGGAAAGUCCAAGACCAUGGGCUUUGCGCUGACGGGCGGCUGCGACUUCGAUCCCAUCCAUAGGUGCGCAGGCCCUUGGCAGCGCAUGACGCUGAAGCGGCUAGACUGGGAGAUGGAAGGCCUAGGCUGUUGGACAACCCCAGCCGACCAUGAAUACUGCCCGCUGCAGUACGCGCCAUGGACGACGAGGACGAGGAAACUCGUGGCGCAGUCCGUGGAGCGCUGGCAGUCGUCGAAGGUGCUCGAGCAGGCUGGGUUGCCGCAGGGCGUCCUGCCCCUCCGGCAGCUCCGCAGAUGGACGAGCGUCGGGAAGGGGUCGGCGGCUGAUGCCAAGCGAUGGCCACCGCUCACCGACGAGGAGAAGGGCUACGUGCGGUCAGUCCUGGUGGAUGGUCAGUGGCUCAAUGAGCGCAGGCACGCGGCGCGGCCUUGCCUCGCGCGGAGCCCCCUGUGCUCGAGGUGCGGGGCCGCGCCUGGUACGCCCCGGCACCAGCACGUCGAGUGCAGCGACGGCUGGGGGGGCCUCGACCUACCCGCGGCCAUGGCGGGACUGAAGGCGCACGGCGACAGCGACGCGGUUCGGGCGCUGGCGGGCAGGCUGCUCCUGGCCGAGCCGCGGCACCAUUGGGCGCCCAGCUGCGGAGACGUCCUGUGCGAUGUUCGAUGGCUGGUAGGCGGCGGCGACCCGUUCCUGGGCGGCGAGGUGUUCGUGGACGGCUCCGCCUUCGACGCGGAGGCAGCCGACCUGGCCGCGGCAGGUUGCGCAGUCAUCGCUUUGGCUUUGCCGCCGGGGCCGGAGUGGGCUGGGCUGCAGGGCCUGAUCCAGGACGUGGACGGGGGCAAGCUGCUAUCCUGCUGGCGUUGCGGCGCUCGAUGCCGCUAUUGGCGGUCCACUGGCGACUCGGCCAACGUCGUCAAAGGGCUCUACGAGCGGGGGCCGGCGCGCGUGGCGGAGCUGCGCGCCCCCCCGGCCUUGCGGGCCCGCUGGGGGCGGCAUCGCCUUGCCCUCGACGGCGUGGUCUUCUGGGUCGCCGGCGCUGGUUGCGCAGCGGCCCGCAGCCGGCGUGACGUGCAGGAGGGCGUCAGGCUGGAGGUGCCGCCCAGGGUAAUCCUGACCGUGACGCAGCACGACGUCGCGCAGCGCGCAGGGCAAGUGAGUUACUUGCGAUGCUGCCGCUCCAGCUCCCUCGACAGCGCGGCUGCGUUCUGGAGUUCCCAUUGCAACGCGCGGCCGGGGGCUUCGGUGCGUGGCGGCGCGGCCCCACCAGAGGGCCGCGCCUCGUCUGCCGCUGCGGCGCUGGCCCUGGCAGCUGCGGCGGCAGCGGCCGGGGGUGACCUCGAGCUUUUCGACGUGUUCGGAGUCGGCGAAGCUGCCGUUGACGACCGGGGGCGCGCCAUCAG